This is a messenger RNA of Cylicostephanus goldi, 196 nucleotides long. Lineage: Eukaryota; Metazoa; Nematoda; Chromadorea; Rhabditida; Strongylidae. The record is from the annotation of a GenBank genome assembly.
GAGUACUACGAUGAUAGUAACAAGGAACCUGUACUCGCUGACUUCGAGCAACUCGAUAAGAUCGCUAGUUUUUCACUUUCGUAUAAUGCUGGGGAUGAACAGGUUACAUGGGAUGGUGAAGGCGGAAUUGAAGUGUACGCUAAUAGCGAUCUUCCAGUUUAUGAGAUGGAACGCGACGAAAUUCGCUUGUUCUCGU